CACCGCGCAGCCGUGUAGCGCGCACGCACCUUACCGCUCGGCAGCGUUCGGAAAACAUCGCGGCAUCUCGUAGUUAACCCGACAAUUUGUGAGUGAGAGUGUGUGCACUGUGGAGCUGCAGUUAUGCGAGGAGUUUCCAAUUGUUGAUGCUGUUUCGGCGCGGUGGUGGCGCGUUUCCAGAGCAAUAUCAGUUCGCUGUUGUUUGUAUGAUGCGACGCCUGUCUUGAAGCCGCCCAGGCCUGGAGAUGGCGUACUACCGCUGCGGGCCCACGGCCAUCGGCAGCCGGACCUCGUGGGGGCCUGUAUCCUCACCCUCCGAGCCCCCGAGCUUCGAGCGGCCCCUCAGCGGCAACUUCGAUCGCAUCUUCAACGCGUUCGAGCGCACCAACGCCUUCGAGUACGUCAAGAGCCUGGAUGAGAAGGAGGAGAGGCUCGUUGGCCAUGGAGAUAUAGUCGUGAAUAGGAAGAUGAGCAGUAGUUUUGAGAGGGCGGACUGUGCGCUGGCCGCGCAGACGCCGUGCGAGGACGACGAGGACUUUUACCGGGAGAAGAUCCUGUACUCGCAGGCCAGGCAGCUGUUCCCGCUGCAGGAGGACUUGGCUGACUGGAUUAACAAAACCAUAGGGAUCUCGUACCUGUCGGGGGAGAACUUCCUGGACGUGCUGGACAACGGCGCGGAGCUGUGCCAGCUGGCCGCCGUGCUGCACGCGCGCGCCCGCGAAGCCUUCGACCAGGGCCUCAUCGUGGGGCCGGUGCCGCAAAUCCGCGGUCGCUGCUGGCAGCGCGCGGCGCGGCGCAGCUUCUUCUCGCGCGACAACACCGAGAACUUCCUGACCUUCUGCCGCGACCUCGGCGUGCACGAGAACCUGCUGUUCGAGAGCGACGACCUCGUGCUGCACAACCAGCCGCGGCAGGUGAUCCUGUGCCUGCUGGAGGUGGCGCGGCUGGCGACCCGCUUCCUCGUGGAGCCGCCCGGGCUCGUCGCGCUCGAGAAGGAGAUCGCGCUGGAGGAGCGCGACUCGGGGCUCGACUCCGCCAUGUCCGGCGCCGCCUGGCAGUUCCGCGACGCCUCGCCCGUGCCGGACGCGGACAACGUUCCACCGCCAUCUUCGCCUGAACCUAAUGACUCGCAACUGUCGGUGCCUGAUAACGUGGAUGCAGAGAGCACGAAGUCGGAGGAGACGGUGGCCAGUACGGACUCCGACGUGCCGCUGAAACCCACCAAUGAGCUGGACAAGCGGGUGCAGCUGGUGACGCGUCUGAUGGAGCGCGGCUGCCGCUGCGGCGACGGCAAGUGCUCCAAGCUGCUGAAGGUCAAGAAGGUCGGCGAGGGCCGCUACAACAUCGCCGGCAGGAACGUCUUCAUCCGGCUGCUGAAGGGGCGGCACAUGAUGGUCCGCGUGGGCGGCGGCUGGGACACGCUGGAGCACUUCCUGUCGCGGCACGAGCCCUGCCAGGUGCGCCUCGUCACGCCCGGCCGCCGCGCGCCGCCCCUGCCCGUCCCCCUCCCCUCCCCGCCACCCUCCCCCUGCCCCUCCCCCGCCAGCAGCAAGGCCAAAACCAGCAGCGGAAAAAGCUCCCCCGCGCUCGAACCGCGUCGCACGUCCACCCCCACCAAACCCGCCCCCGUCCGCAGCCUCAAAUCAACCCUGACCCUCCCCCUGAAGCCAGAAGACAAGAAAUCAGCCCCGCGCACCAGGAAGCAAUCGGCACCGUCCAGCUUCAGCACCCCUGAUACACCCACGGGCCGCGCGGUGCGCACGCCGCCCGCAGAAUACAGGAAGUCGCUCACCACCACCAGCCUGCUCGCCACCCCCAAGAAGUCCCGCAGCAUGAGCCUGGCGACGGCCCCGAAGGAGGAGAAGAAGUUCUGCGGGACGGAUCGUUUAAACCAGGCCAAGAAGAAGAGCAUCAGUGCUGCCAGCACGCCGACGGAAUCUCCCGCGGUAACAGCGCGGAAAACCCGCAGCCAGAGCCUCGCCUCCACACCGGUCGAGACCAAGAAGUCGUUUUCCACCGCCAACGGCUACGCCAAGAAGACCCGCAGCAUGAGUCUCGCGACGCCCACCGAGCCUCUGCGGCCGACGCACAAGAGCCUGUCGCUAACCGGCAGCGGGGCCCUAACGCAGGCCGCCAUCGAGGAGAGCAUCCGGCUGUCGUUAGAGGCGACUAUAGCUGAUAACUCUUCCUCCAAAAAGCCGUUUCUGCACAUCAAAGCCAAAUACAGAAGUCCCCCGCCCCGGGAGGUGCCCCCCAGAUAACUCCGGACUCAUUCCAGUAGUAGUAUAGUGUGACGUGGCCGAUCUCCUCACUCCGCAAUCUCACGUAUCGUCUCGUAGCGAGUAGACGCUUUAAUUUAAUUCUCACAUUCAUGCCCCCCGGGGACUAGUCAUAAUGAAUUGUUUUAAUUGUAAUGUUAUAAUGAUAAUCGGUUAGUUUUAAGCAAUGAUAACGAUGGCAAUAAUGAUUCAGAUUAUAUUUUGCAUACUUUAGGAAUUAUUUGUUUGUGAAUUUUUUUCGUUAUUUAUGAAUUAGGUUACGAAUUCUCUUAUGUUUCAUCGCCAUAAGUAAUUUUAGUUUUUCACCUCAUUAUUUCGCAACGUUGUAAAUUAUUGUAAGUGUAGUUGUUUUCCGUACUUUUCAUAUUUUCAGCUGAGUUAGACCGUGCACUUGUAAAUUAGGAAUAAAGUGGCCUCACAACACUAGCGACCUCUAUGGUACAAAUACGUUAUAUCGACACAUCCUAUAUUUUGAUACUGAACGAAAAUAUUUUUGCACUGACUUGAUAGACGCACUAGACACGGAUAGUACCUAGCCCUAGUAGAGUAAGACCCUGUGGUAGUACCGUUGAAGGAACUAGAAUGUCUUUAUUCGCAAGAUAUCUCCACCUCCUCGACUUCUAAGCCUAUUUACAUUCUGACUUCACAACAGACUGUUCUAUAGGUUUUCUCGAACUUAGAAUCUUGUUUCUUUUCGCAUUGAAGCGACUCGAUUAUCGAAUUAUUUAUUGUAUCGAUCGAUGAGUCCUAGAAUUAAUAUUUUAACUAUUCUUUAUUUAUUCUGCGAAAUUGUAUGAACUAUAGCUGAAAGCCAUAUUUAUUCUAUUUCUGCUAAUUUUUUAUCAGAGCGACUUUGAAUAAAGGUAUCAACGAAUAGAAUUAAGGGAGUUGAGAUUACCAUAAUCUAAUAAAUUGAAAAUCUGCUAUUUUCAUACAUACCAAAUCAAAUAAGAUUAAAUAAAAAGAGUGCUUAGAGAUAGUAGAAAUGGCAGAUUUAAGUAGUUAUACAAAAACAUUUUGAAUCUAAAAAAAUAUUAAGAAUGAGCUUAGCAGUAGCAAGUUUUACAAUAACGAUUACUUAUGAUGAGCGAUGGUGAUUCAACUGCCGAGUGCCGACUACCUACCUAUCUGCAAUAUUGUGCCAACAGUUUUAAUUAUGUAUGGUUGAUAAUAAAGUUUUUAAUAUUCGGUAA
This is a messenger RNA of Ostrinia nubilalis (European corn borer), 3472 nucleotides long. RefSeq names its product GAS2-like protein 3 (gene gas2). Lineage: Eukaryota; Metazoa; Arthropoda; Insecta; Lepidoptera; Crambidae. The record is from RefSeq and is a predicted model, not a curated record. Gene Ontology annotation, cellular component: actin filament. Gene Ontology annotation, molecular function: actin filament binding; cytoskeletal adaptor activity; microtubule binding. Gene Ontology annotation, biological process: actin crosslink formation. The transcript is spliced from 12 exons. The coding region runs from base 246 to 2261 and encodes 671 amino acids.